AUGCACCCCCCAGGCAAUUAUGGCGUAUCUCCACCAAAUCGAGGCUACGCAACACCACCUCCAGCGCAAUUCCAAGCAGGUAGAGUUGCGCCUCAGACUCGACCAGUGCAGCAAACAAGACCUACUACUUCGCCUGCUCCCCCUGGCGCAGAUCCUCAAUUGUGGCCUCUCUUCAAGGCCGUUGAUAAAGAUAGAACCGGUGUCCUCACAGAGAGAGAGCUCCGCGCCGCUCUUGUAAAUGGUGAUUGGACAGCUUUCGAUCCAUACACAGUCAAAAUGAUGAUUCGCAUGUUCGAUACGGAUCGCAGCAACACAAUCAAUUUUGAUGAAUUCUGCGGGCUUUGGGGAUUUCUCGCCGCUUGGCGUUCAUUGUUUGAUCGGUUCGAUAAGGAUCGCAGUGGAAAUAUUAGUCUGGAUGAAUAUUCAGAGGCUUUAGUGGCUUUUGGAUAUAGAUUGAGUGAUAGUUUUGUGGGGGUUUUAUUUAAGGCAUAUGAUAAGAGGAAUGAGGGCGCGAUUAGUUUUGAUUUAUUUGUGCAGAGUUGUAUUAGUUUGAAGAGGAUGACUGAUGUCUUCAAGCGUUAUGAUGAUGAUCGCGAUGGUUACAUAACUCUCUCCUUCGAGGACUUCCUCCUGGAGAUUAUUCGACAGAAGUACUAA
Molecule: messenger RNA, 657 nt
Organism: Sclerotinia sclerotiorum 1980 UF-70
Lineage: Eukaryota; Fungi; Ascomycota; Leotiomycetes; Helotiales; Sclerotiniaceae
Exons: 4
Coding region: 1-657 (218 amino acids)
Molecular function (GO): calcium ion binding
Source: RefSeq, a predicted model, not a curated record